AUGAUAAGACAUUUACUGGACAACGUGGUGGAGCGCGGGAUGCCGCACCAUUAUUCCACUGAGAUGUGGGAGCGCACGCACAAGGGCACGGUCAAGGGUCCAGUUAGAGGGAGCAACUGGAGCGACAUUCCGCGCCGAAUCGUGGAGGAGGAGGUGCAGAGAGAGGUGUACCGUGAGGUGGCUGCAGACGCCGGCGGUGGGCGGCAGUAUGCGUCUGCAUUGCGCGAGGUUGCGGCUUGUUGUGGGAACGUGGUUGUACACGUGCAGGCAAUCAAGACGAGGAAACCGGUGCUUACAAAGAAGUAUCGGAUCAUGCGCAUAGGCGGGGCGUCGGAUCCGGUGUACGAUGAGUACACAGCCGCGCUUGGAGACGAGAUGAAGGGGAUGGCCGCGGAGUUUAAGGCGUUGGACCUGGCUACCAACAACGUGCAGGUCCACACCGCGGUGGCCAUUCCGCGCACAAGAGGCGGCGAGCUGGUGGCCAAAGGGACGUUUGUGAAGGCAUCUCCACGAGAGAGGUGGUACUCGAACGUGGCACUUCUGAACAACAAGAAGGGGGACUGGUAUGCAAGAUGUCUGUGCAUCUUCAGGGCGCUUGACCGUGAUGGGGAGUGGAAGGGAUACGCAUACGUGAGGUACUACGAGAGGGCGGGAAGCUGCAAGCUUACAGGGUGCACGCAGCUGCACAAGAAAGUGGAGAAGGUGAGGUAUUCGGUGGUGGAGCUGGGCAGCCUGCAGAGAGUUGUGCACGUGUGCCCGUCGUACAGCAACAACAAGGGACUGCUGGCUACUGCGCACCCGGACGAUGUGUUCUGCUUCCACGAGAUUAAUUUUCUUCCGAGCCGCCUCCCGAAGACAUACAUUCCAGACAAGCGUAAUGUUUGCGAGCGGAUUGUCAGCAUCGGCAUUCUUUACAACGCGACGGGCAGUUGUUCCGCGGUGCCACUGGUGGUCCUAUCGCCGUACGAUAGGCCCGAGCGCAGGCGGGGGCGCGCGGCAUCGCGCAUGGUGGCAGUCCGAUAUACGCACCGCGGCCGGUUGACUCCGGAGGUGUUCACGGAGUUUGUGGAGACUGUCAACGGUGUGCACUUUAGUCGUGAUCGCAACACACUCAUCCUAACCAUACACGAGGCGCAUCGCAUCACCGACGAGGUCGCGCGCCCCGUCUCGGAGCACGGCUUCAGUGUGCAGCACCUCACCAACACCCGUGUCGUCAACAUACGUGGGUCGGUUCCCGAAGGGGGCCUUCCGCACCUGCAGGGAGUGGAGGACGCGCUGAAGGCCCAUUACCGCGUUAUGCUGAUGAAGCGGGCGAUCGCGGCGAAGCGGUUCCAGUUCGACUAUGCCGCUUCUAUCGCCGACGUGGACUACGGACUCAUGCUGGAGUGGCUGGGGGAAUCGUGGACCCGUGUGCGCGCUGCAACCAUGCAGAGGAGCUGGUGGCGCGCCGGAUGCGUGCCGCCGAGCUGGCCGCCGCUGAUGGCGUACCUGAACGGCACCAGCGCGACGGGCAUGUUUGAGCCGCUCAUUGCGACUUGCGUCGAGCUGCAGUUGCUCAUCGAGAAGUUUAAGAUGAGGCCUGCGUGCUACAUGACGGCGGCGGAGUUCGUCAACUGCGACGCGGGGCUCUGCGUGGAGCAGGGGUUCGUUGCCACACCUGCUGCAAGCGCGUCGGAUGACUCGUCGGGCGAGAUGAGCCUGCCAGACGGCCCGCUGCUGCGGGACGAGCGCAGCAGGCGGCGCGUCAUUCGCAACGUCACAAACGCGUACGUGGAGCGUGCCGAUGAGCUCGGCAUUCCCCCGGCCCUCGUGCCAGCAGAGGUCGGCGCAUCUAACCAGGAGGUGAUUUCCCGCCUCGGCAGGACGCCAGUUAAGCGUGCGUGA
Closterium sp. NIES-65 is the source of this 1884-nucleotide messenger RNA. NCBI's taxonomy places the organism in Eukaryota, Viridiplantae, Streptophyta, Zygnematophyceae, Desmidiales, Closteriaceae. The record is from the annotation of a GenBank genome assembly.